Oreochromis aureus is the source of this 2283-nucleotide messenger RNA. RefSeq names its product adhesion G-protein coupled receptor G1-like. The transcript has 13 exons. The record is from RefSeq and is a predicted model, not a curated record. Gene Ontology annotation, molecular function: G protein-coupled receptor activity. Bases 634 to 2187 code for a protein of 517 amino acids. Lineage: Eukaryota; Metazoa; Chordata; Actinopteri; Cichliformes; Cichlidae. Gene Ontology annotation, cellular component: membrane. Gene Ontology annotation, biological process: cell surface receptor signaling pathway; adenylate cyclase-activating G protein-coupled receptor signaling pathway.
ACUCAUCAAUGUGAGUAAUUUAUUCAGAAUCCAUUAAGAAAUUCCAUACCGCAUAUGUGAUAAACAAUUUACUGAACUGUGAAUUUUGCAAAGCUAAGCUUGAACAUUCAAAGAAUAUUAAUAUAGAUAUGGAAACGAGCACAAUAGCUCUGUUGUAAUGAACUCAUCAUGCAGAUGUAACUUUCCUGGUGUGCUCCUCAGUGAUGCAGUUUUUAAUAUUACAGUAUUUAAUGCAUCAUUUAUUUAAGACUUGAAAUAGAGCUUGCAAAAGUGAUCUGUUUUCAGUUUUACAUUUGUCAACUUUCUUAACUUCUACGCGUUUAAAUCCUUAUAUCUAUUUUUUUUAAAAAAUCUUUUCUAUGAGGUGUCUUGGGUUUGGCUGGAUUGUUUUCAUCAUAUUUUGAUUGUUCAUCACAAAUUGUUCAUCAAUUUUGAACAAUCUGGAUCACUUAACCCACAAAACAGAGAAGCAGAGAAUACUUUCUUUCCUACCAUUACUUCAAAUGGCAAACCCGGAAUACCACAAAUCUCUUGCAUCCAAUACUUCUUAUGUCUAAGCAAACAUCAGCCAGGCAGAAAAAUACCCUGUGGACCUCUUACAGCAAAUCUAUAUCUGUCGAUGAGUGAGACGCAAUGUGGAUUAUACUUUUUAUCACAACAACCCUCUGUUUUUCUAUGUCCCGAGCUGGUGACUUCUGUGAAAAUGUUCUUGGUGAAUGCCGAAAAAGUGAAUCAUGGAUAGGUUGUUAUGAGGAUCGAAUUAUGACCUGCAAAGCAGGCCGCUUCAUGACAGGCAUCAACCAACUCAAAGUAGACUCGCUUCAAGAGGUUGAUGUGAGUCCUACAUUUGAACAUAGAGUUCACAUCCCAUCAUCAGCUCUACAAGAAAGUAUAGGAAAUGUGUCUGAGGUGGAGGUCUUGGUGGUGGCCUCUGUAAUUAACAGCAGUUAUUUUAAGCUGAGUCCUCCCCAAAGAAGUAGGAUACAACAAAUUCAAGUGUUUAGGGACUCAGUCGUAUGUGUGCGGGCAGGAACCCGUGCAGUCAAGAAUCUCUCACAACCAAUCACGUUAACCUUUAAACACAACAAAGAGGUUGAAAGUGGAACUUGUGUAUUUUGGCAGGAAACAUCAGCAGAGGAUGGAACAGGUUACUGGAGCAAUGAAGGCUGUGAAACACAUUACACGGCACAUGAAUUUAUUUGCAGCUGCAAACGUCAGAGAUUCUUUGCUGUGCUUGUGAAUCCAGGAAUAUCGGUGACAAAAGCUCAUGCUGACAAGCUAAACUACAUCACUUACAUUGGAUCAGGACUCUCCGCCCCCUUCGCAUUGAUCAGUUUGUUCAUCUAUAUUUAUCUACAUCGGCGGCAUCCUGAGAAAUCCAUAAGUCUGCACAUGCAGCUAACAGCGGCGAUGUUCUGCCUCCAUCUCACCUUCCUGCUGUCCAGUCUCCUGGUCCAACUACUGAAGGAAAAAGAGGACAGCUCAUCUUGCCUGGUACUGGGUCUGGUUUUACACUGGUCCCUGCUGGCCACCCUGACCUGGAGUGCUCUGGAGGGGUUCCACCUCUACCUUCUGCUCAUCCGGGUCUUUAACAUCUAUGUGAGGAGGUACCUGCUCAAACUCAGCCUGAUUGGAUGGGGUUUUCCUACAGUGGUUGCAGCUGUUUGUGGGAUUUCACGUGUUUAUGGCAAAUACACUCUGAAUUACAGCGACAGCAAUUUAACACAACACAUGUGCUGGAUAAGCGACAAGUCUGAACAAAAGCUCCUCAUAGUCAGCUACAUCACUACCGUGGCCUUUCCUUUCUUCGUGGUCGUGUUCAAUGCCUGCAUGCUGGGGCUGGUGGUGUUUAAGAUUUGGGAUCUAAGAAGAGGUGCUAGAAACUUUGGAAGCAGCAGUGACUGGAAGAAGAUAAACAAAGAGAAAAGAAAGAGGUUAUGGAAGGACUGUGUCACAGUGCUGGGCCUCAGCUGUGUGCUGGGGUUACCUUGGGGGUUAGCCAGCACUACAUACGUUUCACUGGGAGGGAUCUACAUAUUCACCGUAUUGAACUCCCUUCAAGGUUUAUUCAUUUUCCUGUGGUCUGUGGCUUUGGCCUGGUCAAACUCUCAAACUGCAAAUAACUCAUCAAUCAGAGACUCUUCCUCUCAGAAAAUGAUGACUACUAGUUUCAACAGCAAAAACUGAAAAGACAAAUGUACUAUCUAUGACCUAUAUUAGGUGUUGCGCUUCUAUUUAUAUGUAGUUCAGUAUAACUAACAAUUAAAAAUAUAUACACAUUUA